AUGUCUAGGAGAGACUAUUCUAAGCACUCAAAGCGUUUUGAUCAGGAUAAAGACGAAGAGGAACUUGAUUAUGGCGAAAUCGACGAUGAUAUUAAUGAUCAAUCUCCUCGAGAGGAGGGUGAAGCUAUUUCCGAAGAUGGCGAAGCCUCAAGUGAUAAUACAAAUUCCUUAGAAACAGAAUUACAGGAACGCGAAUAUCGUCAACGUUUGGCUCAAAGAAAAGUUGAAAGAGAAGCUGAGGCAUCGCAAACUGUUCAGCUUCCUCCGCGAUCCAAGUUUGACUCGCCUGAACAUUCUGACGUAAUUCACAAUCCUUCCAGCACUGCUCCCUUGCUCAAUCCUUCCACUUCGCCAAACAAUAGUGGCGAAAGCAGUUCAGACACGCAUUCACGAAAACGAGGCCACGAACAUAUAACUGAUAAUGAUAAAUUACCUCCGAAAAUUCCAGCUUCAUCACGUCAUGUUGGGACACGCCAUCGCCAUCAUCACCGGUCUCAUCAAAGUAAAUCAGAUAAACGUGAAGGUGGUUCUGAUCCUCACGACAACUCGUUAUUAUCGUCUCAUCUAUUGCACAGUCCUGCGAAGAAGAGCAAAACCACUGAUACUACUCCAGUUGUACCUGGCGGAGCUUUUAAUGCCCGCUUGCCUCCAGGUCGGGCCCCAGUAAUCGAUGGGAGUCGUUUUAAAUAUUUAGAGGAGUCUGAAGAAGAUGAUGAUGAUUAUGUAGCUAUUGAAAAGGAAGUAUAUGGAGGUGAAGAUGGAGAUUUACUUCGAGCAAAUGGAAUUGAAAUCCAAGGCCAGGGAGAUGCAGAUAUUCCCUCUGAGCAUGAGCGACCUCCUGUAAAACCUUUCUAUUUUCCCUCGAUUCAAGGCUGUCGUUCUGUUGAUGAGUUUGAAUGUCUUAAUCGAAUUGAAGAGGGGACUUAUGGUGUUGUGUACAGAGCGAGGGAUAAAAAGACUAAUGAAGUGUUCGCAUUGAAGCGGUUGAAAAUGGAGAAAGAAAGGGAAGGUUUUCCGAUUACAUCAUUGAGAGAAAUUAACACCCUCAUGAAAGCACAGCAUGAAAAUAUCGUCACCGUGAGAGAAGUUGUUGUGGGAUUUGACUUGGAUAAAAUUUACCUUGUCAUGGAGUACGUGGAACAUGAUCUCAAGUCGCUUAUGGAAGUAAUGAGUGGUCCGUUUACUGUUGGACAGGUUAAAUGCUUGCUCAUUCAAUUGCUUCGAGCUGUGCAACAUCUUCAUGACAACUGGAUUCUACAUAGAGAUUUGAAAACAUCAAAUCUUCUCCUUAGUCACAAAGGGAUUCUUAAAGUUGGAGACUUUGGUCUAGCUAGGGAGUAUGGUUCCCCUCUUCAGCAUUACACCGAGGUCGUUGUCACGCUUUGGUAUCGAGCUAUUGAAUUACUUCUUGGAAGUAAGUCUUACUCCACUGCAAUCGAUAUGUGGUCAGUGGGUUGUAUCUUCGCAGAGUUUCUCCUCCAGCGUCCUCUAUUCCCUGGCAAAGGCGAGGUGGAUCAGGUCAAUAUGAUCUUCCGUGACCUUGGUACACCCAACGAACGCAUUUGGCCAGGUGUAUCUAAACUACCUGGAAUGAAGAACACCAUGUUCACUGAAUACCCAUACAAUCAGUUACGUCGUCGCUUCACAGAAAGGCAAAUAUCUACCAGCGGAUUUGAACUUCUUACUAGUCUCCUGACUUAUUGUCCCGAGCGUCGGCUAACAGCAGAGAAAGCCCUCACCCAUCGUUAUUUCACCGAACGUCCUCAGGCCAUCGAUCCAUCCAUGAUGCCCAGCUGGCCAGCCAAAUCAGAAGGUUGUGGUCGGCCAUCCACAGCAGCGGGAUCUAAGCGUCCAACGUCUCCCAAACCUCCACCAGGAGCCACUGGAGCCCUACAAGAACCCCCGCCACCCCUCGGUGCCUCGCGUUUUUUUGCAAUCUCUGGCGCUUCGAAAAGAACUCCCUCGAAGUUUGGCACCUCCGGUGCUGGAAGUGGAGCGAGGGGUUCGGGUCCGGAUCAUGGAUUUCUUUUGAGAUUCUAA
Molecule: messenger RNA, 2040 nt
Organism: Rodentolepis nana
Lineage: Eukaryota; Metazoa; Platyhelminthes; Cestoda; Cyclophyllidea; Hymenolepididae
Source: the annotation of a GenBank genome assembly